AUGGAGUGGAAUGCAGUGACAAAUAAGAAGAAGAAGCAAAAUAACAUGGAGGAAGGACAAAGGGGUAAGCUUGCAAAGGAUAAUGAUGAGGAAAAUAGGCAGCAAAAAAAGGAAAAUGGGCAACAGAAGAAUAAUGUGAACUCGUUUCAAGCACUUACCAAUGAGGAGGAAGAGAACUCUGUGGAGAUUGUUGCAAAACAACGAAAGAAGAAGGCUGAAACCUCCGAAACAUCCAAACCAUGGGUGGAAUCAUCUUUUGGCACAUCAAAGGAUAGGGAGAAAAUGAUCCAGACUGUAGUGGAGUGCAGCCCAAAGGGGAAAACUGGGAACAAAGAAAUUCAAGAAGAGUGCAACAUGUCAAAUGAACCAGUUAGCAACAAGGAUAAGCAGUUAAUGCAAAGCAAGACUGACACAGACAAGCAGGCAGAGAUACCAAACCAAGAUGAAAGUAAAAGAAAAGAAAUCAACAAUACUCAAAAGUACGCGGAAAAAGAAAAUCACAAUGAAGAGGGGCCAAGCAAGACAGUAGAGGAGGAGGUGAAUAAAUCAGGGGCGACUGAGAAGGAACAGGAGAAAGUAAAGGUAAUGCAAGAUGUAGAUUUAAACAAAGUGCCUGACAAACCACCUGAUAAAAGCUUGAACAGAACCACUGAAGAUGAAGGAGAGGGGACUUAUAAAGAAUCGUUUGAGGAUUCUCAAUCAUCAUCAGUAGGUAAUGAAGGAACGACCAUGGAUCAACAAGAUGCAAUAAUUCCUCCAGAAACACAAUCAGUGGAAAUUAUAGAGGAAAACAUGACUGAGCACACUACCAACAACAAAGAUGAUACUUUGAACAAAGAGGAAGACAUAGGGCAACAACAAGCAGAAGAUGGUGAAGAGAAGGAAAUUGACAUUGGUGAUGAUGAUGAGAUGGAUGAGCAGAACAAAGCACAAAGCAUACAAAAGGCCAUGGUCAAGGGAGGCAUUUCACCAAGACAUUUCACAAAAAAUAAAAAGGAGAACAUCAAGAAGACUGUCAGAGAUAAAAGUGUACCCCCAUCAAUUGCUGGAGGUGUGCAAACAAGGAAAACAGCUUCGAAAUCUAAAGUUUCGCAAUGA
This is a messenger RNA of Lycium barbarum (goji berry), 1098 nucleotides long. RefSeq lists its product as uncharacterized. Bases 1 to 1098 code for a protein of 365 amino acids. Lineage: Eukaryota; Viridiplantae; Streptophyta; Magnoliopsida; Solanales; Solanaceae. The record is from RefSeq and is a predicted model, not a curated record. The transcript has 2 exons.